AUGUCUCAACACCCAGACAAUCUUCCUCCCCACUCGCUUAAUCUCACUCUUGACGAAGCUCUCGUUCACGAUUUCGACCACGUUUCCAUACACUUUGAAACUCAACCUCAAUCCUUCUGCCUUGUUGUGAAAGUCCUUACCCCUAAACCAAUUAAACCCAAAUGGAUUUGCAAAGCCAUGAAGGAUGCUUGGGUAGCUUGUCUCCCCUUCACUUUCUCAAAAUAUCAUUUUGGUUUAUUCUUGGCAACCUUUGGCUGCGAAGGGGAUCGCCGCAGAGUUGUCGAACGCCAGCCUUGGCAUUUUGACCGUGCCUUGAUGCUCUUUGCCAUCCCUGAUGGUUUCGACACCAUUCUCCCCAGUCAGCUUAGGUAUAUACCCCCCUGGAUGCAAGUGCACUUCAUCCCUUUUGGUAAUCGGUCCCAUGGCUUGGCUCACUUUGUUGCUGAUACUAUAGGGGAUCUUAUUGAAGUUUAUCUCCCUUCUCUGUAUGACUCUAUCACCCCAUUUAUGCGCAUUCGUGUUCUCCUUGACACCACCAAGCCCCUGUGUAAGGGUAUGAAUGUCCACUUUCGUAACCUUUCCCUCACUAAAUGGCUAAAGUUCCAGUAUGAAGGCAUCCAGAACUACUGCUAUCACUGUGGGAAGCUUGAUCACACAUUCAAUCGAUGUGAGUCCUUCCUUCAUUUCUGUGAUACUCGUGCUCACCCUCUCUCUUAG
Cannabis sativa is the source of this 717-nucleotide messenger RNA. RefSeq lists its product as uncharacterized. The coding region runs from base 1 to 717 and encodes 238 amino acids. Lineage: Eukaryota; Viridiplantae; Streptophyta; Magnoliopsida; Rosales; Cannabaceae. The transcript has a single exon. The record is from RefSeq and is a predicted model, not a curated record.